Messenger RNA from Oxyura jamaicensis (ruddy duck), 1144 nucleotides. RefSeq names its product SYS1 golgi trafficking protein (gene SYS1). The transcript is spliced from 3 exons. NCBI's taxonomy places the organism in Eukaryota, Metazoa, Chordata, Aves, Anseriformes, Anatidae. Gene Ontology annotation, cellular component: Golgi membrane; trans-Golgi network. The coding region runs from base 37 to 507 and encodes 156 amino acids. The record is from RefSeq and is a predicted model, not a curated record. Gene Ontology annotation, biological process: Golgi to endosome transport; Golgi to plasma membrane protein transport; protein localization to Golgi apparatus.
UGCCCCCCGCCGCCCCGCGGCCCCAUCCGCCGUGAGAUGGCGGCGCAGUUCCGCAGCUACGUGUGGGACCCGGCGCUGAUCGUGGCGCAGAUGGUGCUGCUGCAGGCCGGCUACUACAGCUCGCUCGGCCUCUGGCUCGCCCUCCUCGGCGCCCUCGGCAGCACCCGGCCCUCCCUGCACCAGGUCUUCAGCGACGAGAUUUUAGGCUUCUCAACCCCACCUGGGAGGCUCUCCAUGAUGGCUUUCGUCCUCAAUGCACUCACCUGUGCUCUGGGGUUGCUGUACUUCAUCCGGAGAGGAAAGCAGUGCCUGGAUUUCACAGUCACAGUUCACUUCUUCCAUCUUCUGGGCUGCUGGAUUUAUAACUCGCACUUUCCCUCAACUCUGACGUGGUGGCUGGUGCACAUCGUGUGCACAGCGCUCAUGGCUGCAAUUGGGGAGUACCUCUGCAUGAGGAUAGAACUCAGAGAAAUCCCCCUGAAUUCUGCCCCCAAAUCCAACGUAUAAACUUGCUCUGGCAACAACAUGCUGCAUUGCAUCAUUGUUUCCAGCACAAGUACAUCUAAUGCCUGAAAGUCAUCACUGAAGAAGCACAGCAGGUCUGUUUAGACUUUUUUUUUUUUUAAGAUCUUGGUGACUGCGUGAGUGUGAGCAUCUCCUCUGUCAUCAUCAGACAACGGGGAGGAGCAGAUGUUUAUUUUAUUAACACAAAGCAUUAAUGACUGUACGGCAAGUGUGCUCUUAAGCUCUUCAUUCAUGAGACUGUUGAAAACCAAGUAGCAAAUCUUCAUGCGUGGGGAGCACCUGGAAUUAAGCAAAUGUGAGAGGUCCCUGUAUGGGUAUCGCAGUGGUCAGCUCAUCUUGCAGGAGCUGGCACAGUGGGCAGUGGGGCCAGGAGUUGCUGCUACCCAGUUGUAAUUUGCCUGUGAUUUGGUUGGAAAGAAGUCAAGGAAGUGAAUGGAUGGGGGAAAAAGAACAUAAUUGUACUUAAUGUGAAUCACCAGCUGAGACCCUAAAUAACCUAUAAUCUUAGAGGGUUUUGUUUGCUGUUUCCAUGUUUAAUACAUAGAAAUGUCAGACAGCAGUUUGCUGAAGAAAUCUUUUGUAAUAAAAGUAUUAUGUUGCUGUGAGUGUGUUACUCGGA